UGGUUAAGUCAUUCUGAGUUCAGCUCUCGUUCAGUAAACAUUAAACGAAGAAACGAAAAAUUAUUUGCUUCAACACAGUCUUUCGUCUGUUUGUUUGACUUUGGAAUUUUUUCGUUCUAGUUUGAUCGCAAUAUAUAUACACAAACGACUGUAACAGUUUUUAUUGUUAUUCAGUGACAAAACAAGAGAAAAGUAAAAAGCAAAACGUACAAACAAUUUUUGACGUUUUACUCCAGCGAAAAGUGAAAAGUGAAUUUCGAGCGAAUUUUCAAAAGAAAAAGUUCUAAUUUUUUUGCGAUAAAAAAACACACAAAAAAAAACAAAUCCAGUCAAAAUGGUUUACGCAGUUCAACAACAACAAAGUGUCAUCGUGAAAGGAAAAUCAUCGGGCAAUUUGGCAUCGCUCGAACCAUUGUCACGCACCUAUCAAUACAGAAAAGUCAUGAAGCCAAUGUUGGAACGUAAACGUCGUGCCCGUAUCAACCGUUGCUUAGAUGAAUUGAAAGAAUUAAUGGUGACCGCUUUGCAAGCCGAAGGUGAAAAUGUCUCAAAAUUGGAAAAGGCCGAUAUCCUCGAGUUGACCGUUCGUCAUUUGCAUAAAUUGAAGCGUCAACAACGUUUAGCCGCCAGCCCAGUCAUCGAAGCCGAUCGUUUCCGUGCCGGUUUUACACAAGCCGCCAAUGAAGUGUCCCGUGUUUUGGCCAGUACACCAAAUGUGGAUGUUGGUUUAGGCAAACGUAUCAUGUCACAUUUGGGACAUCGCAUUAACGAUCUCGACAAAGUGCAACCAUUGUCCAUUCAUGUUGGCCAAACCAUCUACUCGCCAGCUUCAUCACCAUGCAGCGAAAGCCAAUACGCAAUGCCAUUGACACCAUCAUCAUCGCGGUCAUCAAACAGUACAUCACCCUCACCACGACCAAAUGACUACACCACAAACAUUCAUCAAGGUCUCCUUAAAGUUGCACAAAAAGAAUGCUGGCAACCAUGGAAAUGAAUCAUCUCGUUUGAUGCAAUUCAUUCAUAAUCAACAACCAUCACCAUCCAUCAAAACACAUUGAUUCUUCCAUUAGUUUUGUUUAAGCGUUAAAAAAAACUCUUCUUUUUAUCCAUUCAUUUGAAAAAAAGAACGAAAAAAGCACAAUAAUAUUGAUCUCGUAACUGAUUAGAUAAAUUGAUUUUAAAGAAAAUGCAUUGAAAUUGUUAAAGUAAAAAAAAGCUUUAAAUAGUUGUUAAGUAUGUGAUAUUAUAACAUUGUAAGCAAAAUGAAGAAAAUUUGAUAAAGUAAAGAAAAUAAGAUAAACAGAUGAAAUAAUAUCUGAAUAGUAAAUGAAAA
Messenger RNA from Sitodiplosis mosellana (orange wheat blossom midge), 1333 nucleotides. Its product is annotated as enhancer of split mbeta protein-like. Gene Ontology annotation, biological process: regulation of neurogenesis; anterior/posterior pattern specification; regulation of transcription by RNA polymerase II. The transcript has a single exon. Lineage: Eukaryota; Metazoa; Arthropoda; Insecta; Diptera; Cecidomyiidae. Bases 335 to 994 code for a protein of 219 amino acids. Gene Ontology annotation, cellular component: nucleus. Gene Ontology annotation, molecular function: DNA-binding transcription factor activity, RNA polymerase II-specific; protein dimerization activity; RNA polymerase II cis-regulatory region sequence-specific DNA binding. The record is from RefSeq and is a predicted model, not a curated record.